This is a messenger RNA of Musa acuminata subsp. malaccensis (wild Malaysian banana), 1237 nucleotides long. RefSeq lists its product as uncharacterized. Gene Ontology annotation, cellular component: intracellular membrane-bounded organelle. Lineage: Eukaryota; Viridiplantae; Streptophyta; Magnoliopsida; Zingiberales; Musaceae. Gene Ontology annotation, molecular function: palmitoyl hydrolase activity; thiolester hydrolase activity. The record is from RefSeq and is a predicted model, not a curated record.
GGCGGCGACAAUAAUGGCCACGCGAAAGUUCCUCUCUCUCGUCGUCCUCCUCGUCGUCUCCGCCCCCGCUUCCUAUUCCCUCCCCUUCAUCGUCUUGCACGGGAUCGGAGAUCAGUGUGCCAAUAAAGGGGUUGCGCAGUUUACCCAGCUUUUGAGCGAUUGGUCUCGCUCCAAGGGAUACUGCAUAGAAAUUGGAGAUGGAGUCUGGGACUCUUGGGUUAUGCCACUUCAGGAACAGGCAGAUGUUGCAUGUCAGAAGGUAAAGGAGAUGGAGGAACUUAGCAUGGGUUACAACAUAGUUGGUCUUUCGCAGGGAAACUUGAUUGGCCGAGCAGUAGUGGAGUCAUGUGAAGGCGGACCUCCUGUUAAGAAUUUCAUCUCUCUAGGGGGGCCACAUGCUGGUACUGCCUCAGUUCCCCUAUGUGGUUCAGGGAUUAUAUGCAUACUUGUGGACAACCUCAUCAAAUCACAAAUCUAUUCAGAUUAUGUGCAGGCACACUUGGCUCCUAGUGGUUAUCUGAAGAUCCCAACUGACAUUCCUGAGUAUUUGGAAGGAUGCAGGUUUCUGCCAAAGCUUAACAAUGAACUUCCCAGUGAAAGAAAUUCUACCUACAAAGAAAGGUUCAGUAGCUUAGAAAAUCUGAUUCUUAUAAUGUUCGAGCAUGAUACAGUUCUGAUUCCUCGGGAGACAUCUUGGUUUGGAUAUUAUCCAGAUGGUGCCUUUAACCCAAUUUUGCCUCCACAACAGACUACCCUCUACACUGAAGACUGGAUUGGUCUAAAAACUUUGGAUGAUGCUGGGCGAGUCAAAUUUAUCAGUGUCAAAGGAAAUCAUCUCAGAAUCUCCCAAAGUGACAUGAAAAAGCAUAUCGUGCCAUACUUGGAGGAGAAACCAGAAAAGUUGAUAAAAAAAAAUGUCCCAUGUCAGAAUGGGUUUCAUCAGCUUGGAAUAUCCCGAUGAUGGACAGAAUGGAUCCGACGGAGGAGUCUCCUCUGCUUUGGUCCAUCAAGGGUGCUGACAUGUAAAUUGUUUGAUUCGAAAACCACACCCUCCCCCCCCCCCCACCCCAUCCUAUGUUAUCUAUCCAGUUGGUUGAAAUGCUCCACGGUGGUAAGAAACCUGUGUAUAUUUAUACUUACCACGUGUUUCAGGUUUUCUUUUUGAACUUUUCAUGUGCUGUGUAUAUUUUAACCACGAAGGUCACUACUACAAUUGUUAUCACUCUUUUUUGUUUUU